This is a messenger RNA of Diospyros lotus (date-plum), 3398 nucleotides long. RefSeq names its product protein NEN1-like. NCBI's taxonomy places the organism in Eukaryota, Viridiplantae, Streptophyta, Magnoliopsida, Ericales, Ebenaceae. The transcript is spliced from 11 exons. The coding region runs from base 364 to 1920 and encodes 518 amino acids. The record is from RefSeq and is a predicted model, not a curated record. Gene Ontology annotation, molecular function: 3'-5' exonuclease activity; nucleic acid binding.
GGUUAUGGAAGCUGUUUUUAGCUUGUGAUUCAUCUGCAUCUAAAUCACAUGAAUUAAUCCUUUUAGGAAGGAUCUCUUCAUCAUUUCUCAUAACCUGCAAAUUUUUGUGAGAUUCUUCACAUACUUCUAUCAUCUCAUUUUGAGAUGGCAUUGUUUCAAUGGGACAAGCAGCAACACGUGGAAAAUGAAAGGUACUGAAGUACCAUUCUCAGCUCCGGAAAAGUAGUUCAACGACUAAUAGAACUGACACUACGAAGAAUAAAUUGGUGUUCCCUGUGUUCAUGUUGAUCAUAUUGAUGAAUGAGUGAAGAAAAGAGAAGGGAACCUUUGACGUCAUGAACAUUCUUCUAGUAUUGUCCGGUGAUGUUUGUGAUUGGGCAACUAUACAGUGCCGACCGAUCCGAAUUAGCCUUCUUCGACGUGGAGACCACCAUCCCGACCCGACCCGGACAGGGAUUCGCGCUCCUCGAAUUUGGAGCCAUCCUGGUUUGCCCCAGGAAACUGGUGGAGCUCCAGAGCUACUCGACCCUGGUCCGACCCGCUAACCUCUCCCUCAUCUCCAGCCUCAGCGUCCGCUGCAAUGGCAUCACCAAAGACGCCGUCCUUUCCGCCCCCUCCUUUGCCGAAAUUGCCGACCGGGUCUUCGAUAUUCUCCACGGGAGGAUAUGGGCGGGUCACAACAUACUGAGGUUCGACUGUGCUCGGAUACGGGAAGCUUUUGCGGAGAUCAACCGGCCGCCGCCGGAGCCCAAGGGCACGAUUGAUUCGUUGGCUCUGUUAACUCAGAGGUUUGGUAAGAGAGCCGGUGAUAUGAAGAUGGCCACACUUGCAAGUUAUUUUGAGCUUGGACAGCAAACACAUAGGAGUUUAGAUGACGUCCGGAUGAAUCUUGAAGUUCUCAAGUACUGUGCAACAGUACUUUUCUUGGAAUCAAGCCUGCCAGACAUACUUACAGCAAACAGUUGGGUUUCUCCAAAUGCUACCACAAGAAAUCAUGCAAAUGCAAAUGCUUCUCCAGGUGGUAUGGUCGUGAACAUAAAUGCAUCUUCAUCAAGUGUCAGAAGUGAAAAUCACCCAUUGUCAGAUCAUAGGAAUGCAAACGUAGAAGCAAAACAUCCAAUACUGUCUCUUAUGGCUCCUCCUAACACACGGGAUAUUGUUCUGGAUCAUGCUGAACCCAGUGCAGGUCGGGCUGACCCUUUUGUCAUGAGCCGACUAACUGAUGAAGUGGAGAGAGAAUCCCUUCAACAAGAUGACACCAUGGAUGGAGAAUCUAGCUCAGUUUCAGAAUCUCCAGAGACUUCUACUGCUGCUGGCUCCAAGGGCUCCAGUGGCUAUACUGACUUCUUACAGCCUGAUGAAGUUUCUAUUCCUUUUAUCAAUGCAUCUCUUGCCCCAUUUUUUCGUGGUACUCAAAGAAUUCAGAUAUUGCACAAAAAUAUUACACUGCAGCUUUGCUGUACUAAGUUGAAAGUGCGGUUUGGAAUGAGUACAAAAUUUGUUGAUUAUGCUGGCCGGCCACGGUUGAAUUUUGUUGUGGACGCUACCCCAAGACUUUGCCAGGUUUUGGAUGUGUGUGAUAAUCUUGCACAAAAAUUGUCUGUAGAUUCUGGUAGCAGUUCUGAGUGGAGACAUAUAGUGACCAGAAAGCCUGGUUUCUUCAACUCACCUAUGGUGCGAUUGCACAUAGCUAAUGUAGCGGACGGGAAUGUUGCCAGAUGGUCCACAGAGAUAUAUGAAAAGGAAUCUUCUUCCACCCCGCGGAAGCUCGUGUUCAGUAGGUUUGAUGUUGUAGAACUUGAUUCAUUGUUCACUCCUGGCACUUUCGUGGAUGCCUACUUCUCCUUGGACACAUAUGACUAUCAGCAGAGUGCUGGUAUCCGGCUGGUGGCAAAGAAGCUGAUAGUGCAUUCUACCUGAUCGGUCGUCUUCUAUGCAAAUUUAUAACAUGUUUAACUCUUUAGGAUUUGUCAUUCUAAUUUGUUAGGUUAAAUAAAAUGGAGGUGGAUGCUGAAAGUGGAAAAGAUAACUGAAGUAACUUGUAAAUUCCCAAAUUUGUGGGUUCCUUUUGGAGCUUCAUGAUUAUGUUGAUGUAACUCCAGUAACCCUUGCUGAUAAAUUUGCUUAUCUGAACAAAUUAUUCCAGCAAUUCUCUGUUCCAAGUUGUUCACUGAGUGUAAGCUUGAGGGCUUUAAUUUAGCUGGAAAAUUAUUUGUCAAAAUAGUGAAUGCAUCUAUAAGAUUGCUCAUGAUGACUAGAACAUUAUAGGAUCAAGUUGUAGGAACACUCUCUUUGCAAAAAUAAAAGUAAAACUACAUACAUAAAUGACUUUUCUCUGACCCUCAUAGAUGAUAGUCUUAUGCGUACUAUCUUGUUCAGUUUCAUAUCCAUGAUUCGAGCAAAGAACAGACUAGGUCUUUUGGAUUGGCACAAAGUUCUAUUAAAGUACCAUCAUUUAGGUUGAAGGUGAAGAUUCUUACUCUCUUCCAUGUGAGUAGGUGUGGAUUUUUUUCUCGUGUCAUUUGAAGGCAGAGUUCCAUGUGAGUAGGUGCGGAUAUUUUUCUCAAGUCAGUUCAGGACAUCAUCAAAAUGCUUGACUAGUUGGUGCUAAAGAACUAUGAGUUGAUGCAGAUGUUGUCUAAUUCAUCUCUAAAACAGAUGGAAACUAUCCCAGGCCAGCCAGAAAGAAAGAGAGCACAAGUAACCUCUGCGUGGUCAGCUAGAGAUGCAGUUAAUGCUUUAACGGUUGAAGGGCCACAUGUCGAUAUCAUACUAGCUGAGGUUUACCUUUUGGUGGCCAAUGGUGCCAAGAUUUUGAAGUACAUCACACAAAAUGCAGAGCUCAAAUCCAUUCCACUUAUCAUAUAUUCAACACCGGAUCAAGUAUGUGAUAUUGGCAAGUGCUUGAAAUACGGGGCAACCGACUAUCUAGUGAAGCCUUUAAGAGAAAAUGAGUUGCUCAAUCUAUGGAUGCAUAUUCGUAUAAAAUCUUUUCAUGGCACCUCCUCGAAAAGGAAGGAUCCGGUAGACAUGGCGGCGGCGGAACAGAGCCUGCCGGAAAAGGCUGCGAACAGGGAGACGGCGGCGCUGUUCGCCAGCGGGAAAGUCAUGGAGAAUUGCCGCUCGUCGGAAGAGCGUGUGAAGCUGCUGUCGACCUGAUAGGGGUUUCGUCUCUGAGAAGAAGAAGAUGGAAGUUGGAAAUUGUCGUCUCUCGGAGCUUCCUUAAUUCUCUUUCCCUUUUUCUUUUUCUGGUUCUUUGCACGGUGGAAUAAUGGUUUGCUGUGUUGUUCAAUAAACCCCCCCCCCCCUUUGCUCUAUCUCGUGGUUGUGGGCAUUUCUGUAAAUUUCCAGGAUGGUAGUUCUUUUUCAUGUUUAUUUUUCUUUUUUUUAUUAAAUAA